Messenger RNA from Hyaena hyaena (striped hyena), 3108 nucleotides. RefSeq names its product guanylate cyclase 1 soluble subunit beta 1 (gene GUCY1B1). Gene Ontology annotation, molecular function: heme binding; guanylate cyclase activity. Gene Ontology annotation, biological process: cGMP biosynthetic process; response to oxygen levels. Lineage: Eukaryota; Metazoa; Chordata; Mammalia; Carnivora; Hyaenidae. The coding region runs from base 82 to 1941 and encodes 619 amino acids. The transcript is spliced from 14 exons. The record is from RefSeq and is a predicted model, not a curated record. Gene Ontology annotation, cellular component: guanylate cyclase complex, soluble.
UCGCUGCUGCAGCCGCCACCCGGGUCCCUUCGGCCGUGCCUCUGCGUGGGGGCUGCCUCUGAGGCUCCGGUCGCAGACACCAUGUACGGAUUUGUGAAUCACGCGCUGGAGCUGCUGGUGAUCCGCAAUUACGGCCCGGAGGUGUGGGAAGACAUCAAAAAAGAGGCACAGUUAGAUGAAGAAGGACAGUUUCUUGUCAGAAUAAUAUAUGAUGAUUCUAAAACUUAUGAUUUGGUUGCUGCUGCAAGCAAAGUCCUCAAUCUCAAUGCCGGAGAAAUCCUCCAAAUGUUUGGGAAGAUGUUUUUUGUCUUUUGUCAAGAAUCUGGUUAUGAUACAAUAUUGCGUGUCCUGGGAUCUAAUGUCAGAGAAUUUCUACAGAAUCUUGAUGCUCUGCAUGACCACCUGGCUACUAUCUACCCAGGAAUGCGUGCACCUUCCUUUAGGUGCACCGAUGCAGAAAAAGGCAAAGGACUCAUUCUGCACUACUACUCAGAGAGAGAAGGACUUCAGGAUAUCGUCAUCGGAAUCAUCAAAACAGUAGCUCAACAAAUACAUGGCACUGAAAUAGACAUGAAGGUUAUUCAGCAAAGAAAUGAAGAAUGUGAUCAUACUCAAUUUUUAAUUGAAGAAAAAGAGUCAAAAGAAGAAGAUUUUUAUGAAGAUCUUGAUAGAUUUGAAGAAAACGGUACCCAGGAAUCACGCAUCAGCCCAUAUACCUUCUGCAAAGCUUUUCCUUUCCACAUAAUAUUCGACCGGGACCUGGUGGUUACUCAGUGUGGCAAUGCCAUUUACAGAGUGCUUCCCCAGCUCCAGCCUGGGAACUGCAGUCUGUUGUCUGUCUUCUCUCUGGUUCGUCCUCAUAUUGACAUUAGUUUCCAUGGGAUCCUUUCGCACAUCAAUACAGUUUUUGUAUUGAGAAGCAAGGAAGGACUGUUGGAUGUAGAGAAAUUAGAAUGUGAGGACGAGCUGACCGGGACUGAGAGCAGCUGCUUACGUCUCAAGGGACAGAUGAUCUACUUACCUGAAGCUGAUAGCAUCCUUUUUCUGUGUUCGCCAAGCGUGAUGAACCUGGACGAUCUGACAAGGAGAGGUCUGUAUCUGAGUGACAUCCCUCUGCAUGAUGCCACGCGCGAUCUCGUUCUUUUGGGAGAACAAUUCAGAGAGGAAUACAAACUGACCCAAGAACUGGAGAUCCUCACAGAUAGGCUGCAGCUCACCUUAAGAGCCUUGGAAGAUGAAAAGAAAAAGACGGACACGCUGUUGUAUUCUGUCCUCCCUCCAUCCGUUGCCAAUGAGCUGAGACACAAGCGCCCGGUGCCUGCCAAGAGAUACGACAACGUGACCAUCCUCUUCAGUGGCAUUGUGGGCUUCAAUGCCUUCUGCAGCAAGCAUGCAUCCGGAGAAGGGGCCAUGAAGAUUGUAAACCUCCUCAAUGACCUCUACACCAGAUUUGACACAUUGACCGACUCCCGGAAAAAUCCCUUUGUUUAUAAGGUGGAGACUGUUGGUGAUAAGUAUAUGACAGUGAGUGGCUUACCAGAGCCGUGCAUCCACCACGCACGAUCCAUUUGCCACCUGGCCUUGGACAUGAUGGAAAUCGCUGGCCAGGUUCAAGUAGAUGGCGAAUCUGUUCAGAUAACAAUAGGGAUCCACACUGGAGAAGUUGUUACCGGUGUCAUUGGGCAGAGGAUGCCUCGAUAUUGUCUUUUUGGAAAUACUGUUAACCUCACAAGCAGAACAGAAACCACUGGAGAAAAGGGAAAAAUAAAUGUGUCUGAAUAUACAUACAGAUGUCUUAUGACGCCAGAAAACUCAGAUCCACAAUUCCACUUGGAGCACAGAGGCCCAGUGUCCAUGAAGGGUAAAAAAGAGCCAAUGCAAGUUUGGUUUCUAUCCAGAAAAAAUACAGGAACAGAGGAGCCAGCACCGGAUGAUAACUGAAUUUCAGACUGUGGGGUGACGGACUGCAGAAUGGGCUUCAGUCGUCCCCUGUCACACACCAAGCAGUUAUUCCCAGUGGAUACAGAUUUCGCUUUGUUCUUUGCAGUGACCCCAAGUCUUUCUGGUAGGCAUAGCUUUCGUUUUUCAUUAUUCAACCUUAGCUCUGCUUUUGAUAAUUUUCAAGGUUUAGUAUAUGACCGAAAGUUUGGCUUUAGAUGUGGAUAAUGUGAAUUUCAUGUGUCUUCAGAUCUACUACAGGCAUUACUUACCACGGUAAUUUGCAAGUGGUAGGCACCCAAUACACAGUUGUUGAUUUUAAUUAAAUGACACUGAACAGUAUUUGGUCAUGUGUAUAUAUAAUAUCACGGUUUGCCAAAUCUGUUUAGUGUUCCAUGUAUAUGUAUAUGUAUAUUUUAAUGACUAUAAUAACAUAUAACAAAGUUUAUAUUGUGUUGGUGUACAUCAUCAUAGAAAUCAUUUUCUAAAGGAGUGCAUUCUAAGUUUUAGGGGAAAAAUGCAAUUUAUUUUCAGAUUCCCAAAAUAAGAAUUAAUAUACCAUUCUAAGAAAAUAGUGACUAUUUUGAACUGUACUAAUUUUUCUUCAAAAAUCUAGAAUGUGCGUUUCUGUUCCUAAAAUAUUAGGUUGCUCACCCAAAUCACGUGGCAUUAUAAUUCCUCUAACAUUCUGUACUUUGUACUCGAUCCCUUGUAUUAAAUCCCUUUAACAACAUGCGGCUGUUAUAAAAAGCUGUACUGUUUCACAGUGAGAUAGUACAUUAUUAGCCUGGGAUAAAUGUCAAGGCUCUAACCACAUCUGAGAAGAAAAUCAGAAGCAAUGCUGGGAUAGUCCUUUAAGAGCCAUUUCUGGCCUUUUCUUUCCAGAAAUGAGCUUCUUUUUCUUAGCUUGGAAGAACGUGGUUAUAUCCAGGCCUUCGGAUUCAGAAAAGUUACUUUAAUUUUGACAUAGAUUACAUCCCUAUUGGAAUAAUUGGCCUUUUGCUCUUAAAUAAUUUAUUAAUAUCUACCUUUAUAAAAUAUAGUGCAACUACGUUUGUGUAAAAAUGUUUGUCUUUAAAUUUAGCAUUUCGCAUCAGCACGUCGAUAUAUGUAUAAAUGUUCCAUGUUCCUGUGUAAGAGGAUCUGCAAUAAAUUAUUUUUUCCACUUGU